Messenger RNA from Penicillium malachiteum, 3006 nucleotides. Its product is annotated as glycoside hydrolase family 31 protein. Gene Ontology annotation, molecular function: hydrolase activity, hydrolyzing O-glycosyl compounds; carbohydrate binding. Bases 1 to 3006 code for a protein of 1001 amino acids. The transcript is spliced from 4 exons. Lineage: Eukaryota; Fungi; Ascomycota; Eurotiomycetes; Eurotiales; Aspergillaceae. Gene Ontology annotation, biological process: carbohydrate metabolic process. The record is from RefSeq and is a predicted model, not a curated record.
AUGUUUAAGUUGAAUGAGCUAUUAACUAGCUUCUGGCUCUUACCAGCUAUCUAUGCCGCAGUUUUAGCACCCGAAAAGAUUCUAACAGAGCCGCAAAGCGUAUCACACUCCCAGUUUACGAUUCCAUUAUCCGCAGAAGAGGGCGCAACACUAAUUGCCAAUAUCGACGAUCCAAAAGCCAUUGACGCGCAAUCUGCAUGUCCUGGCUACAAAGCCUCGCAUAUCAAGCACGGUGACAAGGAGUUGACAGCGAAGUUGGCACUAGCGGGCAAGCCAUGUAAUGUGUAUGGAAAUGACGUCGACGCGCUAGACCUUUCCAUCCAAUAUCUAGGCACAGAUCUAUUGACCGUGAAAAUCACACCAGCUUAUAUCUCUCCAGAGAAUGCAUCCUGGUUUCUACUUCCUGAACAUGUGAUACCAACGACAAAAGCCGAUAAGAAGGGUUCGAGGGCUCAGCAUGAUCUCGAUAUCUCAUGGAGCAAUGUACCUUCAUUCCAGUUCAAGGUCAUUCGGAAAUCGAACCAAGACGUACUAUUCGAUACCCAUGGGUCUAAACUGAUCUUUGAGGAUCAAUUUAUUGAGUUUGUCACUUCUUUACCCAAAGAUUACAAUCUCUAUGGCAUCGGCGAGCACAUUCAACAGUCGCGAUUACUGAAUAACUUGACAAUCACGCUUUGGAACGCAGAUGUUCCUGAUCCGAUCGACCGCAAUAUCUACGGCUCUCAUCCAUUCUACCUGGAUACUCGAUACUUCGAAGUCCAAGGAAAUGGGCAACAAACCCUCGUCUCAAUUGAAGAGGCCGAUAAAUCCAAAGACUACGUCUCCUACUCACACGGGGUGUUUGUGAGAAAUGUGCAUGGACAGGAGAUCCUAACUCGUCCUAGGAGUCUCACCUGGCGCGCUCUCGGUGGCAGUGUAGACUUGACAUUUUACGCUGGUCCCUCUCAGGAAGAGGUGACAAAAAGCUAUCAAGCGAAUACCAUUGGUCUGCCUGCUAUGCAACAGUAUUUCACUUUUGGAUAUCAUCAGUGUCGUUGGGGGUACCAGAACUGGUCUGUCAUGCAGAGUGUGUUGUCCAACUUUGAGAAAUUCCAGAUUCCGCUGGAGAAUCUAUGGAAUGAUAUCGAUUAUAUGAAGGGGCUCCGUGAUUUUGAGAACGAUCCUGUUCGUUUCGGCUACAAGGAAGGAGAAGAGUUCUUGGAGAGAUUGCACAAUGGUGGCCGGCACUAUAUCCCCAUAGUUGACGCGGCUCUCUACAUUCCAAACCCUCAUGAUGAGUCUGAUGCGUAUGAACCGUACACCCGCGGAGCAAAGGAUGAUGUCUUCGUGAAGAAUCCCGAUAACAGCACCUAUAUCGGAUCUGCUUGGCCCGGGUACACUGUUUACUUGGACUGGCAUAACGAGAAGGCGCACGAGUUUUGGACUAACGAGCUCGUGACUUGGCACGAAAAGAUUCCCUUUGAUGGAAUCUGGAUCGACAUGAACGAGGUCUGUUCCUUCUGUGUUGGAAGCUGUGGAAGUGGUAAUCGCACUAUGAACCCUGUUCAUCCGCCAUUUGAAUUGCCAGGAGAAAAAGGAGCCGUGGUUUACGAUUAUCCCGAGGGGUUCGAGCUGACAAACGCAACUGAAGCCGCAUCUGCAGCCGCGGGAUCUUCGAGUCAAGCUGCUGCUAUUCUCACUGACUCGGGUACAGUAACCGUGGCUCGGACUUCAUAUAUCAACACGACUCCAACUCCAGGAGUACGAAAUAUCAACUACCCUCCCUACGUGAUAAAUAAUGUCCAAAAUGGUCACGACCUGGCUUCCAAGGCUGUAUCUCCUAAUGCGACUCAUAUUGACGGUAUUAAAGAGUACGACGUGCACAAUAUUUACGGUCACCAAGUUCUAAAUGCCACAUACCAGGGCAUACUCGGUGUGAAUCCCAAAAAGCGCCCAUUCAUCAUCGGACGAUCAACAUUCGCAGGAUCAGGACAAUGGGCCGGACACUGGGGUGGAGAUAACUGGUCCAGAUGGGGCUCGAUGUGGUUUUCCAUUCCACAAGCCCUAUCAUUUUCUCUUUUCGGGAUUCCAAUGUUCGGUGUCGAUACCUGCGGCUUCAACGGAAACACAGACGAGGAACUAUGUAAUCGAUGGAUGCAACUAUCCGCAUUCUUCCCUUUCUACCGAAACCACAAUGACCUCUCGACUAUCGGGCAAGAACCCUACCAUUGGGCCUCGGUGAUAGAAGCAUCCAAAACAGCAAUGAACAUCCGCUACGCCAUCCUCCCAUAUAUCUACACUUUAUUCUACUAUGCGCAUAGAACCGGAUCAACAGUAAUGCGUGCGCUUGCCUGGGAAUUCCCAGAUGACCCAUCUCUCGCCGGGAUUGAUACACAAUUUCUUCUUGGUCCCUCGAUAAUGGUGAUCCCCGUUCUCGAACCACGCGUGAACUACGUUCGCGGUGUAUUCCCAGGUAUAAAACAAGGAGAAAUAUGGUACGACUGGUACAACCAGACCCUCGUGAAUGCACAAGCAGGCGUGAACACUACCAUUUCCGCACCAUUAGGUCAUAUCCCCGUCUACUUGCGAGGCGGGAGUAUAAUACCGAUGCAAAAGCCCGCAUUAACAAUUCGCGAUACCCGAAAUUCAGACUGGAGUAUCCUAGUUGCCUUGGGCAAGAACGGAACUGCAUCAGGACAAUUGUACUUGGAUGACGGGGAGAAUAUUCUUCAGAAAGCAACGAAAUACGUCUCAUUCAAUGCGAGCCAAUCUGAUAUUGUCAUGGAUUCACUUGGGAAUUGGCACGAGACGAACAAAUUGGCGAAUAUCACGAUCCUCGGUGUAUACCCUCCUCGACGAGAUUUGUUAAGUGGGAAGACUCUGUCGGUGAAACUGGAAGGAGAGAAUCCGCCUGGUACAUUUGAUUACGAUCCUGACAAACAUAUUCUCUUUUUUACGGGGUUGCAAAAACUUACCGAGAAUGGGGCUUUCUCUGUACCCUUGAGGUUCAGGUGGAUAUGGCAAUGA